AUGGCAAAGCUUGUCAUUUACCAGUUGAAAUGGAAUAUCUCUCUACUUGGGCCGUCAAGGAGAUCAAAUAUGGAUUUAGAAGCGGCCGGUGAAGCGAGACUUCUUCAAUUGAAUGAGCUAGAUGAACUACGGUUUGAAGCUUACGAGAAUCAUAGGCUCUAUAAGGAGCAAACGAAGAAGUUUCAUGAUAAGAUGAUUCAAAAACGGGAGUUCAACAUCGGUGAUAAGGUCUUGCUUUAUAAUUCACGACUACGGCUUUUUCCAGGAAAGCUUAAGUCUAGAUGGUCCGGACCUUUUACCAUCACCGAAGUCAAGGAACAUGGAGCUAUUGAGGUUGCUAGUGAAAAUGGAACCAAGUUUAAAGUGAACGGUCAACGUUUGAAGCUAUACACUGAAGGGGUGUUUAUUGGAAAAUUGGAGACGAUCUAUCUCUCCGAUCCACCCACCGACGCUUGA
This is a messenger RNA of Spinacia oleracea (spinach), 456 nucleotides long. RefSeq lists its product as uncharacterized. The record is from RefSeq and is a predicted model, not a curated record. The transcript has a single exon. Lineage: Eukaryota; Viridiplantae; Streptophyta; Magnoliopsida; Caryophyllales; Amaranthaceae. The coding region runs from base 1 to 456 and encodes 151 amino acids.